AUGAGAUGGAUGCUGCUUGAGAAACCCUCAUAUGCUUCAUGCUCGGAUUUAAUCACUUUUAGAGGCAGAUUUUAUGCAGCCUUUUUUAACCAUGGCAUUUUCGCUAUCGAUCCUUAUUCGCUGGAAGUGACUCCCCUGAUACCCUCGGAGCUUCUGAACUCUGGUUCAGUAAAUGAUCUGGUUCCAUCUGGCAAUGAUGCACUUUUCCUGGUUGAGAAAAUCAUCCCUCGUACUGGUGUAUUAUACUUUAGUCGGUUAACAUUAAGAGUUAGUAUGUUAGAUGAGGAGGCUGGUAAAUGGGUCGAGGUCAGCGAAAUAGGUGACCGUUUGUUGGUCAUUGGAGAUUUGGGAAAUGUCUGCUGCUCGGCUAAGGAGCUUCCUGAUGGUUGUGGUUUAAGUGGGAACUCAAUUGUUUUCACCCAUGGGCCAGGCAAUGUAACUUACUCCUACAAAUAUGGUGUGCAUACAGGACGUGAGGAAGAUGACCUCAAUUGUUGGAGAUACUCGAGAGAGAAACCCGUGACGAUCCUCAGCACAUCUCCAGUGGUGGCUCUCCGGGUUGAGAGCGCUAAGCUGUAA
Arabidopsis lyrata subsp. lyrata is the source of this 579-nucleotide messenger RNA. Its product is annotated as F-box/kelch-repeat protein At1g64840-like. The record is from RefSeq and is a predicted model, not a curated record. NCBI's taxonomy places the organism in Eukaryota, Viridiplantae, Streptophyta, Magnoliopsida, Brassicales, Brassicaceae. Bases 1 to 579 code for a protein of 192 amino acids. The transcript has a single exon.